Messenger RNA from Oldenlandia corymbosa var. corymbosa, 3174 nucleotides. NCBI's taxonomy places the organism in Eukaryota, Viridiplantae, Streptophyta, Magnoliopsida, Gentianales, Rubiaceae. The record is from the annotation of a GenBank genome assembly.
GAGUGGGCCACCACAUAAAGGACAUCAUCAAUUUACGACAUGACCUCAGACCACUCCUCCCUGCCUCCUGAUUUGGGUCAAUUGGAGAUAAUCUCAGAGCAUGACAACGGUAGAUUCUAAACUCCUCUCAAUAAUUUACAAGCCUCUUUUUUUUUUUUUGGUUUUCCUCAUUUUUGUCAACUUUCUCACUUGGUCUCUUUCAGUCUCUAUCUUCUUCUCUCCACUCCAAUUUUUCUGAAAACGAUUAAAACCCAUUAACACCAAUCUUCUUGCUGCUUUGUUUUGAUUACCUCCAAGCCAACAAGUCGCCUCAUUCAGUAAUUUCAGCCAACGGGUUGGUUUUUGCUUCUCUGAAGUUCGUCUUUCAUUUUCUCUUUUCCCUCUUUUGGGCUAUGUGUUGUGUGUGUGUGUGUGUGGGGAGCUGUUUGAUGUUGCUUGAAAGCCAAAAAAAAAAGAAAAAAAAAGGAGAUUUUAGCUCUGCAGUGUUAAAUUUUGGGUGUUUCGGGUUUGUUCUGCUCUGUUACUAACCGGAAUUGGACUUGUUAGUUUGGUGUACUUUUCUUUCCUUUUUUUUAUUUUUAUUUUUUCAAUGUGAAGGGAAAAGCUAAUUAAAGGACCCCAACAAAAAAAACAUUCACUCAUUGUCAUUGUUGUUUGUUGAAUUGUGGAGUUGGAAAGCUUCAUUUUAUUUUCUUUCUUGCUGAUUGGGAGGUUCCUUUUUUCUUCAGGGGAUAAAACCCAGUAAUUUUAUUAUUUUCUUUUUUGUUUGUACUGACUGUAGUUAUAAUUGGGAGGUGGGAAGAACAAAAUGAGUUUACCAAUGGCCGGAAUUACUGAAAGGUCUUCAGUUACUGAGAUGAUAGCUGUACUUCGUAACUCUUUCCACGAGAAAGAGUGUGAUGAGGUGGGGAGGUGGUUGAUUGCUCGGGAGACGAGGUUGCGAAAAGAACGGAAUGAUUGGAGAAUGCAUUUUGAUAUGAUGAGACAGAAGCACGAUUAUGUAGCCAAAGAACUUUAUAACUCGGAGCAUAAGCGACUCGCGAUGGAAAAUGACUUGAAGAAAGCAGAGUCAAGGUUUGAAGUCUUGGCUGAGGAACUGAAGGAAGGGGAAAAUGAGAAAGAAUCCGAGAAGCGUAAAAUGGUUGAAGAGGUAAACAGGAAAGUUGAGGAGAUUGAGAAGUUAAGACUUGCAGGGAAGCAGACUGCUCAAAAGUUGUCCAAAGCUGAGGAGUUGAUCAAACUUCUGAGAAGGGAUCUUGAUGUGAUGGAGGAAAAGCAUGAUUUAUUACUGAAAGAACAUGAUAAAUCAGAACUCAAGAGGUUUGCUAUUGAACAGGACUUGAAGGAAGCAGAGAGGAGGUUUGAAACCAUGGCGAAGGAAGCUGAAAAUGAGAAGAAACGCGAGAGGGAUAAACUGCUGGAGGAGUUAGAGAAUAAAAAUGAGGAGAUUGAGAAGUUAGGACUUGGAGUGAAGCAAAUGAGGCAAAAGUUGACUGAUGCCGAGGAGUUGGUCAAACUUCUUUAUAGCAUUUUGCGUAGAGAAGGGAUAAUGAUUCACACGUUGGAGGAGAGCAUACCGGACAUAGAUGAUAUGGAUGUUAAGGAUUUAAGGGAGGGCAUCCACUAUGAGUAUGUUAAAGAGGAGGUUGAGAAGAUUUGCCAGAUGCGUACUGAUGCAGUUGGUAGCUUUACUAAAGGAGUUUUGCAUGAUGCCGUACUCAAUUCUGCUUUUGAUUCUGCUUUUGAUGGUGAAAGGGGCUCUGAGGGCAAAGAAGAUGUGCAUAAUGGACUUCUUGACAGCCGGCUGGAAAGUGAGAAUGCCGGCUUUGGCAUAAAAAAGCUGCAAGAUGGAUCGGGUAAAAAUAUCACGAAGACAACUGUGAAGGCUUUUUCUAUUGGCUGCGAUGAGGUACUUGUUUCGCCUAAAACAGCCUCUCCUGGCAUGGAUUUUCCCUGUGAAGGCUAUACCUCUCCAAAUGUCAGUUGUACUGAUGAAAUUGGUGGUGCCUCGGAGCUAGAUGUUGAAGAGAAGAACUCCAGUGAGCCAGCUGCAUCACUUGUUCCAGUUACUAGAAAACCUUCAUCUCCAAUUAUCAUUUAUAUCAGUGAUUGUGAGGCUGAAAGAGUUGCAGCUCAGAAACGAAAGAUGAUUGAUUUCAGAGGAGUGCAUGAUGCUGCUAAUGAUGAUGAUGACUCCUCAAGUGGAAGUGACCUAGGUGGUAUGUGUUUUGAGUCUUACAUGGCGCAUAAGUUGGAGAAGUUUAAAAGAUACAAGGAGAUAGGGUGGAAGUCGGCAUCUGAAAUGCUUUCAGCUUUUCAGAAUGAUUUUGAACCUUGCAUGAAUGCCAUUUGUGCUCUCUACCGAUAUAAAAUUUCUUCUAAAAAAUUCAACACCAGCCCACUGCUUCCAGGAGAUUCAGCUGCAAUGAGUUUGAAGGCUUUGGCUGAGUACUUAAUCGAUGGGCACCCUCAGAACAAGCCAAAAAAAACUGUUUCAGAAGUACAACAAGAUGAUCCAAGUGUUCUUUUGCACUGUAAAGAACUUGCCAUUCACUACAUUGAUUUACUCUUUGACAUAUACAAUAAAGGAAAGGAUUGCCUCUUCCGUCCAGACUUAUAAGCUCACUCCAUCAUCGAAGCCAAGAACUAGUUUGCUGUUGUAGACUGUUAGUUGUACAGAGUGUUAGGAUAACAUUAGCAGGACUUCCACAACAAUGGCUUGACGAAGGUUCUAUGGUCAGACUGAAUUAGGGAGUAACAGAACUCAUUCUUUAGUAUUAAGGCAGGGCCAGAUGCCGAAAUCCUAUCAAGACGGUUGUAGGUCAAGGAUUUCCAUAGCAGAAGUUCUUGACGCAUAGGAUUUUCUGAAAUAGAAACCUUUCCAUGUUAGAUAUAAAUAGUAGUUUUUCUACUAAAAUCGAGCCUGGAAGCUAAACCUUUCUUCACAGCAGACACUUGAUUUUUCCUUACUGGUCUCUCAUCCUUAGCUUAAGUACAUUUGAAUUGCAUUGCAGAAGGUGGUGCUGUAUAAUGUUUAUAUAUCCUUUUAUUCAAGUUCUUUUUGUGCCAUCCGUUUCUGAAGUUGCAGUUUAAGACUUCCGGUUUGAUCAUAGGCCUGGAAUUUUCGGUUUUCAUGUAUCAAGUUUCCAGUUUGCUCCAUCAGUUGCUUGUCCA